UCUUGACAGUUCUGUCUUAACGAUUCUGAUAUUAAUGAAACAUCUCUGUAAAGGGUUGAAGUGUCUUCCUGAUUCUCAGUAGGCUGACACCAGAAAGAUUGGGGGAAAAGAAAUCACCGAUGUAAAUGGAGAGCUAUGCUAAGCAGUCCUGUGUUGAACAAGACAAGCUGGGACAAGCCUUUGAAGAUGCUUUUGAGGUGCUGAGGCAACAUUCAGCCGGAGAUCUUCAGUACUCUCCAGAUUACAAAAAUUACCUGGCUUUCAUCAACCACUGCUCUCAUGUUAGAGGAAAUUCCAACUGCUAUGGUGUGCUGCCUACAGAGGAACCUGUCUAUAAUUGGAGAACAGUAAUAAACAGUGCUGCGGACCUCUAUUUUGAAGGAAAUACUCAUCCAUCUCUGCCAAAUAUCCCUGAAAACCAACUGGUACAACCUGCUGUUCUCCAUCAAAAGGGAGGAAAAGGCAGGAAGAAGCUCCGACUGUUCGAAUACCUUCAUGAAUCCCUGUGUAAUCCUGAGAUGGCAUCUUGUAUUCAGUGGGUAGAUAAAACCAAAGGCAUCUUUCAGUUUGUGUCAAAAAACAAAGAAAAACUUGCCCAACUUUGGGGGAAAAGAAAAGGCAACCGGAAGACCAUGACUUACCAGAAAAUGGCCAGAGCACUGAGGAAUUAUGGAAGAACUGGGGAAAUCACCAAAAUCCGGAGAAAGCUAACUUACCAGUUCAGUGAAGCCAUUCUCCAAAGACUCUCUCCAUCUUAUUUCUUAGAAAAAGAGAUCUUCUACUCACCGUAUGUUCAACCUGAGCAAGGCUUUCUCAGCUUCAGUAAUUGGAAUGCAAAUUGUAAUUGUCCAUAUGCUGAUUAUCAUGAGCUAAGCCACCCUGAUUGCUAAAUACUCUCUUAACAUUUCAUUAUUUCCUGGCAUCAGAAAUCCCUACCAAUUUCAAGAUUUUUCUCUUAAAGCAAAUGCUGGAGAGGGAAAAACAAUUAACUUCAUUGUUUUUAAUCUUUCAUUAACAGAUUAUAAUCUAUACAGACUUGGUGAAAAAAAUCUGCCAGUGAACGACUUGUAAACGAUCAAGCCCCAUUUGAAAGUACAGACUAAAUGUCCUUCCUCUUACUAUUGUUUAUGCAACACUUUCAGAUAAACAAUGCUAGUAGAGAUUAUUUUACCUAUAUUGAUUUAAAUAUUGUUUUCCUGUCAUACACUAAGGCAAAAAAAAAAAUACCACUCUAACAUAUCUGAUGGCUUUAGUGACAACAAAAUUGCAUAUGAUAGUCAUGCGAAAAUACAUUCAUGAUUUAAAAAAAAUAGUUUCUUUGCACUUCAGACCUCAUGGUCUGUAACCCUGUGGCGCUAAAGAAAUGAUCUAAGGAAAAUGUGAUCUACCUUACUGAUAAGAGAACUCCAAAGCUUAUACUACCCACAAGUCAUUUCCUGGCAUUUCUCCCCUGGGGUAGAUCCAGGAGCUAACGUUUCUUGCUAUCCUGCCGCUCAGCCACAAGAAGGUGCUCUUGCCUUGUUAACGGCUCUCUGGCCCAACUUUGAAACAAGACUUCCUCUUCCCUUGAAUUAGCCCAGCUAAGACCAGGCUGGAACAAUUGGAGAAAAAGAAAAGAAAAGAAAGAUUUUGAUAAAGGAUAGAGACUAGCAAAUAAAUCCAGAAAGGAACCAGGACUUGAAAGCUAUGGUUUGUUCUCAACAUUCCAUCAGGAAUGAAGAA
Messenger RNA from Callorhinus ursinus (northern fur seal), 1722 nucleotides. The record is from RefSeq and is a predicted model, not a curated record. NCBI's taxonomy places the organism in Eukaryota, Metazoa, Chordata, Mammalia, Carnivora, Otariidae.